AUGAUUGUACGUAAAUACAUAGGUUGGCCUGCAUGGGAACUUCUAGGCACCGACGGGCAUAGGUGUAGAGGUAGACAGAUAAGAUGCUUGUGGUAUAAAAGCGCAUGCCCUGUGCCAGGAAACUUAAGACCGCAGAUCAAGUACGCAGUGUACAGGAUAAAGAACCACGGUAUAUCUCCAAUUGCUGUGGCCCAACCUUUCCAGCUCUUCACAGAGGAGGCAGUUCAACACAUGCGAACGGAAAUCCUUCAACAUGACGUGAUGGAGAAAUACCGCGUCUCCAGCACCAUCGCAGCCAUGCAGGUCCGUGGUCAUGAUCUGAGCAUCAAGGUUGAUCAUGAAAUCGGGCACGUCAACUUUGCGGUAAAGACCGACGCAGCCACAGAAUACAAUGCUGAGAAGGAAGUAGUCGGCUGGCAGCACUACAACUGGGCAACAACGAGGUAUCCUGAAGCUCGCGCAACCUCAACUAGGCUACGCAACUCUUCUGCGGGCCUAAUCGCGAGCGUGAAGAUCGCGGCGCAUAAGAGAUUUAUCGGGGGGCAACAGGAGCAUCUCCGGGUGACUGACAUUGCCCCCUUAGAGGAAGAAAAGAUUGAGCGCGGUAUUGUCAAAGAGGUGCACGUCGACAACCAAACUAUCUUUUAUUUAUUUGGAUACCUGAAACAUCCCUGCCCUUUAGUAAUCACGAGUCAUCCACCCUUCUUAGUAGAUGUUUAUGGUUAUUAUUUUACUCUACCAUUUCGUUUGUGGUUUCUUCGAUCUCAACCUCGAGCUUUGCUGAGAGAGAGGAAAGACGAAAGAGAAAAGGAACCGAAGGCUGAAGGUGAAAGAAACGAACACUUUGCUCUUGCUGGAAUAAUUAUCCCCUUGCGUUAUAGCACCAUGCAUCCAAGUGAGCCACAAGGGAAAGCUUUUCCUAAUAUAACUAACUGUUAA
Molecule: messenger RNA, 939 nt
Organism: Microsporum canis CBS 113480
Lineage: Eukaryota; Fungi; Ascomycota; Eurotiomycetes; Onygenales; Arthrodermataceae
Exons: 6
Coding region: 1-939 (312 amino acids)
Source: RefSeq, a predicted model, not a curated record